AUGUCUUCAAAGUCAAGACAAAAACAACAAAACUCCAAAACUCUUUCUGCUUCUGAUGGUAAAGAACAAGUUUUGUUAGUUAUUACUCGUCUUGUAUUGUAUUAUGUGGAUCGUUUAGAGCAAUCACAACAACAAAUCAAUAACGAAUCCGAGUCAGAGACUUCAUCAUCUCCACAAAGAGCAAUGGAAUCAGAUGAUGAAUUAUCUUCGUCACAAGAAGAAUUGCUUGAAGAUUCACAUGUAGGGAAACGUAAAAAACAAGUUAAAGAUCCAAAUGCACCUAAAAGACCACGUAACGCAUUCUUGAUAUAUUGUCAGAAUCAACGUGAACAAGCAAGAGAAGAAAAUCAAAACAACAAAGAAUUUCAAGGUGUUACUAGAAUUUUAAGUCGGAAAUGGAAGGAUUUGCCAGAAAAUGAAAGAAAAGUUUAUUUUGAAAUGUAUGGCAAAGAAAAAUUACGUUAUGAAAAAGAAAUGUCUAGUUAUGUUGGAGCUUCGUCAAAUAAUUAUAUCGGCCCUGAGGAUUCGCAAAGAAAUCAAAAUAUAUCAAUAAUGACGAUAGAAGAUGUCAAUAUCAAUAAUGUUACCAAUAGUGUUAAUGAACAUUCUAUUAGUUACGAUGAUCAAGAAGAAAAGUAUCAAGGUGGAGUUGAUGCAUGUGCCACAGAGCCGGGAGCCAAUGAUAUAAAAGACCACCUAAUGAUGAUGACGAUCAAAGCGAACGGAUAUGAAGAAGACGCUUCAAAUUCUUCUGGUAAUGAAAGAAUGUUUGAUGAAUUAGCAGCGGACAUACCAUAUAAUAGAUUUGAUAUUAUUCAACAGAGUUCCACUGAUCAAUCUAACAAUGACGCUGGAAAUUGGUUAAAAAAGACAGCUGAAUUAAUUGUUGAAGGUGGUUGUAAUUUAGAAGGAUAUGAUAGACACGAUGCACACAAUUUGUUGUCAGAAAAUGAAGAUUAA
Entrophospora candida is the source of this 960-nucleotide messenger RNA. The record is from the annotation of a GenBank genome assembly. NCBI's taxonomy places the organism in Eukaryota, Fungi, Glomeromycota, Glomeromycetes, Entrophosporales, Entrophosporaceae.